Lepisosteus oculatus (spotted gar) is the source of this 2300-nucleotide messenger RNA. The record is from RefSeq and is a predicted model, not a curated record. NCBI's taxonomy places the organism in Eukaryota, Metazoa, Chordata, Actinopteri, Semionotiformes, Lepisosteidae.
UCUGUCCUGAGGAGAGGGGAGGUGGUCGUCGAGGCCAGACUCGCAGGAUUAUAAACUCCGGGCGCUUUCAGUGCUGUGUGUUUAAAACCUCUUCUUGAGUCGCAGGAAAUUCGUAAUUUCCACAAGCAAGCAAAUUGUAGCGUUCGCUGUCUUCGCCAUGAACUCUCUUCACUACUGCGGCGGGACGUACCCCCUGCAGAGCCUGAACUCCUUGGCUGUCAUAUACGAUCUCCACCAGCAGGUGGCAGAGCAGUACCGAAUGAGCCACGCUCGCGGCCCGUCCGCGGCUGUCCACGCCUAUUCCGUGGCUGAGAGGCUAGCGGAGCUGCUGCUGGAGUCCCGCUAUGGCAGCGCGCAGAAGCCCAGGAGGAGCCGCACGGCCUUCACCGGCCCGCAGCUGCAGGCGCUGGAGGGGGCCUUCCGGCAGACCCACUACCCGGAUGUGGGCAUGAGGGAGCGGCUGGCGCUGUGCACCAACCUGCCCGAGGCGCGCGUGCAGGUCUGGUUCAAGAACAGACGAGCCAAGUUUCGCAAGGGCCAGCGCCCUGCCCCGGCCGUGGAGAAGGUGGGGCAGGAGCCGGCCACGCAGCCCGAGACGGGGGGCCACGCCAGGACCGAUGGAGGGACCCCUGGAACUCCCUGGGGGGCCUCCUCUCCCGGAGAGCUCUGUGCGGCCCACCCCACCCCUAGCGCCGGAGAUCACCUGCCCCUCCUGGCUGCCGGCUUGCCUUUCAGACCCACCUUCUGGCCGGCCCCCCAGCAGCCCUGCCCUGUUCCUGGCAUCGGCCUGCAUGGCGAGGGCGCCAGCCUGGGCUCGGAGAUUGCCAGCCCCUGUGUGGCACUGCCGUUCCGCCGUGUAGACCUCAAGGCGUUGCAUAGCAACAGUGCCAAGCUGUAGGCCUCCUGGGUAAUCCGAGACUUCCCUACCAGCCUGUAAAUAAUGGAGCGGCUGUGCAGAGCUAACCCCUGGGAUCUGGCCGCGUGUGCCCUUGGGCCGGUCCCCCUGCGUGGGAGUUUGAGCCCCUCGAUCUGCACGACGGCCUGCAGCGCCUGCAGCGCCUGCAGGGAGCUGCACAGGGGGGACGCGUGCUGCUGUGGGGGUGCUAGGAUUCUGCUGGGUUGCCCUCCACUCCAGCUCUUGGAAGAAAUCCAGCUCGUUCUUUUAAGCGUCCAACUUAAAAGCAAGAGAAGGCAAAUGUUUGUAGUCCUCUUGUUGUGAAAGCCUGCUGUGGAAUGAAGUGCCAGUUUGUUCAUUCAGCCUUUUAUCUGAAGAGCUGCUGCACUCCUGGGCUGGUCUAGGGGAACAGAAGGCGCUCCCUUCUCUCCUCGGUCAGAAACUGGGAACGGGAGAUGUCAGCUGAGGCCUACCGUUGCAUGUGAAGCUUUCAAUCGCCCUGUCCAAUGUAUACCACCAUGCCUUCCAGUAAAAAUAGGGUUAUGAACCCAGUCUGCCAGUAGCCACCUGUAGCUUCGGUGAGACUUUGCACCCCCAGCGGAUCAGCCCCACCCCGGCUUGAGUGCCCUGCGUGAACCUGUGUCACUGUGACUAGUGUCCUUCUCCUGUUAGCCUUAACAGUCCUCUCCUCUGUGGUUUGAACAGUCAUGUGAAUUCGGUGCUGAUGUGAAGGAAUAAUCGGUUGACUCUGAUUAUAGGUAGCUUUGUCUGUUUCUGUUUUCCCUUACUGGUUAGUGGUAGUCCUGCAGUACAAUAAGUGUACCAGGCCUUUGUCGAUAUGGCCUAUGUACCCAAGUUCUUAUCUACAAUGAGACCUACAGCCUGUAUUCUGUUCGUAUGCCUUACCCAUAGCUAGCAUAUCUGAUUUGUCUGCUUCUUACUGACUUUAUUCUCUGCAUGAGCUAUGAACUUAUUCCUUAUGUAUGGGUUAAACUGAUCAAGUUCCCCAAGCACCAUCACCGUUGGUGUGUCACCUACUGCUCUCCUCUUGGAGUUAAGCGAGGAUCCAAUGGACAUGCAUUGCACAUCGAGCAGCUACUGUCAUUUUCUCUUUUUAGGGCUGUUCUUCUUUGGCUACCUGGAACCCCAUGUUGGUUGUUCUAAAUCUGAUCUACCAAACAUUCUCUAAGGAAGACAGUUUGAGUAAGGACCAUUAUUUUUUGUUUUGUAGUGAGUGACAGUAAAAUAAUGACUUUAUGGGUUUUAUGCUUGUUCUUGUGCAUAAGGCACUGAAUAGCCUAGCUCCACCUUGCUUUUCCUUGCAGUUGAAGCCUGGGCUCCACACCGUGGACGAUAGAGCCUUCUUGUGUGCAUAAGAGCUUCUAUGGAACUUGCCUCCCCAAUU